AUGCUAUUCCGUUCCUUUGCGCUGUCGUGCGCAUUGUCAACCAUUGCCGCCGCGAGCCUCAGUGAGAGCUCCCUGCAGAAACAUGUAGACUCUUUGACUCUGGACCAUUCUUUCAAGCCAGUGAAAGAGGCGUACUGGACCAGCCUGCCGCACCAUCGCCGAACUCCGUUUGCUGUCUCGCCCGACGGACAAUCGGCUUAUUUGGCGUACUUGGACUCAAGUGAGACCGACGUGCACGUCCAGCAGGUGGACCCGUCAACUUUCGCUGCUGUCGGAUCUGCUGUCACCGUGACUGGAGGCAAGGAAGCCGGGGGUCUAGUCGCCCACAACGAUGGUUUCGCUUUGUUAACCAACGAGGCUCUGCCGUCCGGCACCGCGGAUGCGCCCGCUGCAAGCACCCCGGUGCCGGUGCUUUAUCGCUUCACCAGCGGCCAACAGACAUGGAAGACAUUUCUUGGAGGCCCCGGGGUAGAUGCAAAUUUCGGCCUCGCCGCUUCACCAGAUCUCAAUGGUGAUCUCGUUUACUCUGAAGAGGCGGGCAUGUACGGUGCCUACUUUGUCAUCACCGCAUAUACUGGAGAUGCUUCGGGCCAUUAUGGUGAUAGCAUCAAGUAUGUCAAGACUGAUGGUACACUUACAACGAUCUCUGGCGCAUCAAGCUCUUGGGGAUGCUCGCACAAUACUGGUAUUGCCUUCGAGGCCGCCGAUGCCGCACCAUUCGCCAGUAUCUGCGCGGAGGAUCAGGGUGACAUCUGGCUCAACACUGCAACUCAGGGCAUGAGUGGUGUCAAGAUUUCUAACGAGAACACCACCAAUGGCGCAAGUGGGGAGGCAAUGGGCGGCAUGAGCGGUUCCUACAGCGGCCUCGCGCGCUUGAUUGGAAGCGAUUCUUACGUCUUUGCGUGGGUGUCCCGUGGUGCAGUGGACCUGACGGAGAACUCGUGGAUGGGUAAUGGCUACACCCAGUGCUCUAACCGGACUAAUGGCCGCAACGUCGCCAUUGCCCAGUUCACCGAUAAGAACACCCUUGUUGGCGAGCAGGCAUCAUCUGUGGUCGGCGCUGCUGAUGGCGACUCCCAAAUCAACUGGAUAACCCAAGGAACCGCCGACUGCUCAAAUGCUCAUGUUGCUGCCUUUGAUGGAUCAAGUGUCUUGGUGACCUGGGAGGAAAUCGAAAAUCCCUUCUGCCCGGUGAUUGCUAUGGGUUGUCAGGGUACUUUCACUGGCACUCGCUUCCAGCUCGUUACGAAUGGUGCCAAGGUUGGCGAUGCUCUUGUUGAGACAGAUACUUACGUUGCCGGAGAUAUGGUGACCAUGUCUGACGGCAGAAUCUGCUGGCCGUAUGUCAGCAUGGUCUGGGACCUUUCUUCGCCUGUUGCAUACGGUGGAUCAACAGCCACCACAACCUCGAUGUCUUUUGCUUGCAUGAGCCUCAGCGGGAGCAGUGAAACUUCCGCGCCCUCGUCAAGUGUGGUUAUUGCAUCGUCAACUGUUGCUCAAGAGGAAGCAGCUACCUCUACUCUCGCCACUUCAACUUUCGUAACCUCCAUCCGCUCCUCAACGACAGCCGCUGCUGAGACGACUACACCAGUCGUCGAAGCGACAUCAGAGGUCUCGUCGAGUACUUUAAUUCCCUCGGAGACCCAGAUUGACAACACCUCAGUCAAGCCUUCCGAUAUAGUUGUUCCCAGCGCUAUAGCAGCCCCAGUAACCACUCCCUCCGGCGCUCCUACAGCUGUCAUUCCAUCGCAGUCUUUUGUAUCUUCUGGGCCAAUUUCUAGCGGGUUGCCAAGCUUCAAUGGUGGAAAAGGUAGCGGCUUUGGAAAAGGCUUUGGCAAUGGCCGUAAGAGCUCGUGUGGCCGGCAGAAGCGUCCAAACUAG
Molecule: messenger RNA, 1881 nt
Organism: Neoarthrinium moseri
Lineage: Eukaryota; Fungi; Ascomycota; Sordariomycetes; Amphisphaeriales; Apiosporaceae
Exons: 3
Coding region: 1-1881 (626 amino acids)
Source: RefSeq, a predicted model, not a curated record